CCCCUUUUAUGGAAUACAAAGAAAUGGCGUAGUUUGUAGCACGGCGCCUAGUGCACUGUUCGGGAUUCCCGCACCCCAGUAAAUCCUCAGCCUGCAGAGCCUAGCAGCAGCUGCGGCGUGCAGCGGUGAGGGAGGGAGUGAGCGAGCGAGCGAGCGUGCGCGUUUCCGUUGCCUGGGUGACCAGGACGCGCGGCCCUGCGUUAUGGCGGAGGAGUGGAACCAGGACACCGGGGAAACCGUAUACAGGUCCCGGGAUCCGGUGAAGAACUUGAAGAUCCGGGUAGUGCUGCAGCGGGUUUCCCGGGUCAGUGAGCUGGUACAACGCUUGGAGGAGCAGGAAGGUCUCGGUGGAGGGGACAUAGCGCUCCGGACACUCAGAUCCACCAUCGGCACUGGGCAACCCCACCUUUCUGACGACAAGGAAGAGGUUGUUAUUUCCUGGCAGGAGAAGCUUUUUAGUGAGUUUGAAUAUGAGCUGUACAAGAAUGAGGCUGUUUGUCAGACCCCUCUGGAUCGUCAGUAUCAUCAAGACAUACUGUCACUGGAGCGCACUGGAGGACGGAAAAACAGACGUAUCUUUACUUAUACGGACUACGACCGAUACACCAACCUAGAAGAGCAUGGCCAGGCAGUAACCACCACUGACAGAGAGACCCGCACGUUCCUGGUGGAGCGAAUGGCAAACCUCAGAAGACGACGACAAGACAUAAAACCAUUAGAUGGAGCUGGGAUACGGAAUAGUAUUGUCACAUGGGAGCCAUCAGAGGAGUUCAUAAAGAAUAAUCACACCAUAAAUACACCAGUGCAGACCAUGUACAUCAUGGUAGACUUGGGACCAAGUGGAAAACUGGGAUUCAAAGAGAAUGAGCAUGUUCUCUGUACCAUACGUGUAGACAGUAAUGGCGUGAUCACGUUCAAGCCGGAUGUAACUGGCACAAAGGGUCCGUACAGGCUGGAGGUGGAGGGUCACAAGCGUGAGCUAUGGAAAUUCACCCUGCAGCACGUGUCUGAGUCAGUACAGAGAGCAGAGCAGGAGCAGGAGGAGAAUCUCUACAAGGAUCUGUACAGCCGACAUAGGGAAUACCUGAACGGUUUGGUGGGCUCAGAUUUUGAGAUGCCACCUGCUGGGACCAUGCGGGUCUUUAUUAAUGGAGAGAUUGUGUCUGCUCAGGAAUAUGAGUUUAAUCAUAUUUAUGUGCAUUACUUCAUGGAGCUGCCUAAGAACUGGUCCAGCCCUGCAUUCCAGGAGCUUUCUGGAGUAACCCAGAGCUGUAGACCUAAAACACUUGGAAGAGAAAAUGUGGCCUAUUUCUCCUAUCCUUUCAGCUUUGAGCUUUUCCUGUCUGAGGAGGUUGAGUCUGAGGAUAUCGCUCAGUGGCCAGUUCUAUACUUUGAGGUCCUUUCUCUGGAUUUUUGGCAGAGGUAUCGAGUUGAAGGCUAUGGAUAUGUUGUGUUACCUCAGACGCCAGGAAUGCAUAUCCUCACCAGACAAACAUGGCGGCCUGUGGAACUGGGGACAGUGUCGGAGCUCAGAAGGUUUUUUAUAGGCGGUUCCCCAGAACUUGAGGACCUAACUUAUGCCAAAGUUCCCAGUACCUUCCAGGGUGAGCAUCUGAGUCGCUUUGGUUUCAGGACGGAGACAACAGGCAGUGUGACAUUUCGCUUCCACUCUAUACACCAGUCACGAUCAUUCCUUGACAGUAGCUCUCUGAGGAAACGAAAGCAGAGCAUGCUGGAUCGUCUGAGAGGCUCCAGCCAGCAAACCUCCAUUCUGAAUGUCCGUGAUGCUUUUCUGAGGGCACAAAGACGAAUGCAGAUGGCCAGAGAGAGCCUCCUAACCGAUAUUUUGAGCACUUCAAAGAUAUCACAACUUGAACAGUCAACCGCCUGAAACAGCCAUAUCACCGUUUAUUGCAGCGGCCUAGUUACCAUUAAAUCGUUACUGUAUUUUAA
Pseudophryne corroboree (corroboree frog) is the source of this 1953-nucleotide messenger RNA. It is a transcript of the gene MKS1, whose product is annotated as MKS transition zone complex subunit 1. The record is from RefSeq and is a predicted model, not a curated record. Gene Ontology annotation, cellular component: MKS complex. The coding region runs from base 203 to 1891 and encodes 562 amino acids. Gene Ontology annotation, biological process: cilium assembly. NCBI's taxonomy places the organism in Eukaryota, Metazoa, Chordata, Amphibia, Anura, Myobatrachidae. The transcript has 18 exons.